Messenger RNA from Procambarus clarkii (red swamp crayfish), 870 nucleotides. RefSeq lists its product as uncharacterized. NCBI's taxonomy places the organism in Eukaryota, Metazoa, Arthropoda, Malacostraca, Decapoda, Cambaridae. The record is from RefSeq and is a predicted model, not a curated record.
AUGAACACAUUAAGAAGUGAAGUGGUGGAGGCAGCUUUCAUACACAGCUUCAAGUGUAUAUCCGACAGCUUAGGACUAGAUGCACUUAGAAACCUGCUCACCUGUCGAUUGAAGGACACAGCCACCAUCAGCAUCACACGGGUGCGGGUGCCGGCCACCGUGGAGGCUGGGGGCCUGGGAGACCUCGACUGCUCAUGGGAGGAGGAGAACGACAAGAUGUACUCCAUCAAGUGGUACCAGGGAGCCCACGAGUUCUAUCGCUACACACCCACCUCCAAGGACCCCGUCCAGAUCUUCGACCCACCCACCCUCGACGUUGAUCGUGAGAAGUCUUGGGGCGGGAGCGUCCGUGUCACCAACGUGAGCCUGGCGGCCGAGGGCCCCUUCCACUGUGAGGUGUCGGCGGACGGCCCCACCUUCCACACCGCCUCCGACUCUGCCAACAUGAGGGUCGUGGACCUGCCUGACGGGAGACCGGUGAUCAAGGGCGUGAAGAGCCAGUACCUGCCGGUGGACUGGGUCGACCUCACCUGCGUCUCGCGGAGAUCCAAGCCUCCGCCUCACCUGUCCUUCUCAAUCAACACCCAGCCGGUGUCGGCGGGCUGGCUGGAACCGCAGGUGAACCAGCAGGACCACGACGGACUCACGACCGCCUCCCUGCGGCUGCGGUUCUCCCUUCAGCCGCGGCUCCUGCGGGAGGGAGACGCCAGGGUGCGGUGUGUCUCCAAGAUCCCCGGCAUCUACCAGCAGGAGGUCGAGGGGGUGCUGACCACCCGCACCCCCUACCACGCCUCCGUGCUGGGGGGCGGCGCUCCCCCAGAACUUGAGGAGGAGGAGCUAGAAGGAAUGGAGAUGGAAAAGGAGGAAUAG